Molecule: messenger RNA, 1689 nt
Organism: Aaosphaeria arxii CBS 175.79
Lineage: Eukaryota; Fungi; Ascomycota; Dothideomycetes; Pleosporales
Product: lysine-specific permease
Exons: 5
Coding region: 1-1689 (562 amino acids)
Biological process (GO): amino acid transmembrane transport
Cellular component (GO): membrane
Molecular function (GO): amino acid transmembrane transporter activity
Source: RefSeq, a predicted model, not a curated record
AUGAAGCAUGAUGUCGAACAAAUACCUACCAACAAUGAUAUCUCUCAAGGUCAGGUCGACGAGAAGGGAGAUGUCUAUCGCGACACCGCUCUGAGCCAACAGUACGGUCGCACUCAGCGUGGUCUUACUCCAAGACACGUUCAAUUGAUGGCUAUUGGUGGAGCAAUUGGUGUCGGACUUUGGGUCGGCAUUGGCAGUGUUCUCAGUCGAGCGGGACCGCUCAACCUUCUCCUCGGAUAUAUCUUCUGGGGUCUAUUUUUCGUCUGGCCUCUUUUCCUCUGCGUUGGUGAAAUGUGCACGUGGCUUCCCAUCCGCGGGUCUAUUUUCGAGCUCGCGUCUCGUUGGGUUGAUCCCGCUUUUGGCUUUACAAUGGGUUGGACAUACUUCUUUGCCGGAGUGAUGCUUGUUUGCGUGGAAUACUCAGCGGUUGCAGCCGUUAUGCAAUACUGGGAUGCGGAUACCAAUCCAGCGGCCUGGAUAGCCAUGGCUAUGGCAGUGUGCAUCUUCCUCAACGUUGUCGCGGUCAAAUGGUUCGGAGAAUCAGAGUUUAUCAUGGCAUCCACUAAGGUCUUCCUAUUGGUCAUGCUCGUAUUGAUCACUUUCAUAACGAUGGUUGGCGGCAAUCCCAAGGGCGAUCGAUAUGGCUUCCGUUCAUGGACAGACGGCAAUUAUAUGCACUCGUAUCACGCGGAAGGCGCCGAAGGCAAAUUCCUUGGAUUCUGGUCCGUUGUCAUUUACGCUGGUUUCACCAUUACCGGCCCCGACAUGAUUGCAUUGGCCGCUGGCGAAAUUCAGAACCCUCGACGAACCAUCCCUCGCGUGUCAAAGUUCAUUUUCUGGCGAUUGGUCGGCUUCUACGUUAUUGGUGUACUUGCCGUUGGCAUCAUUUGCUCGUCGACUGAUCCAGGUCUCCUUGGAGCUAUCAAGGAAGGAAAGUCUGGUGCUGCUGCCAGUCCGUGGGUCAUUGGUAUCCAGAACUUGGGCAUUGGUGUGUUGCCGCAUAUCAUCAAUGCGCUCAUUAUGUUGUCUGGAUGGUCCUGCGGAAACGCAUAUCUUUAUUCGUCCAGCCGAACCCUAUAUGGUCUUGCCCGAGAUGGACAAGCGCCAAAGUUCCUCAUGAAGUGCACCAAAUCAGGUGUCCCCAUCUACUCCGUCCUUACCGUCUCUCUCAUCUCAUGCAUCACUUUCUUGGUCUCUAGCAACUCCGCCGUGGAGGUGUUCCUCUGGUUUGUUGAUCUCACCACGACUGCGUUGAUCGCGACAUAUGUGUUGAUGCUCAUCACCUACCUUUGCUGGUGGCGCGCUCGCAAGGCGCAAGGCCUGACCAACGACAUGCUCAUCUACGCCGCUCCAUUGACACCCUGGGCUCCUAUGGUCGCUCUGGUUUUUGGAUGCUGCGCUUUGCUGUUCGUUGGUUUCGAUGUCUUCAAGCCAUUCAGCGUUCGUGGCUUCGUCACCUCUUAUUUCGCGAUCGCUUUCUGCCUCUUCAUGUUCCUUGUUGGUCGCAUCAAGUAUUGGCGCGAGGGCAAGGGCGGCUUCGUUAGCCCCAAGACCGCGGACCUGUACACUGGAAAGGCAGAGAUUGAUGCAGAGUGCAGACACUGGGAAGAGGGUGGUAUUGAGAACGUUGAGAGGGCGCGUUUGGCAGAGAUGCCAUUCUGGAGGCGCCAAUGGGAGAAGAUUUGGUAG